GCUGCUUCUUUGCUGGAUAUUGCAGGAGCCACUGGAUAAGCAGCAAUUGUGAAUCAAUGUUGUCAGUACGGAAAGGAUUACAAGAUAAACCUGAGUGUACUUUGGCCUGGGAGAAGGCAGUCAAUCCUGCAUUCCAAGCUAUUCUUUUCUUUUUUUUUUUGGUUCUUUUUUUUUUCAGAGCUGGGGACCGAACCCAGGGCCUUGCGCUUCCUAGGCAAGCGCUCUACCACUGAGCUAAAUCCCCAACAAGCUAUUCUUUUCUAUUCAAGAGGUCUUUAUUUUUCUCAGAACACUUCAGAUGAGAAACAGUAAGCAGAACAUCCCUGCUGCAAGUAAAGGAAGGUUUCCCUCCCGAGAAGAAUGACUGUCAAGAAUUCCUCUGUGACAGAGUUCAUCCUCGCAGGUCUGACAGACCAGCCAGGACUCCGCCUGCCCCUCUUCUUUCUCUUUCUAGGUUUCUACAUGGUGACUGUGGUGGGGAACCUGGGCUUGAUCUUCCUGAUAGGGCUGAACUCUCACCUGCACACCCCUAUGUACUUCUUUCUCUUCAAUCUUUCUGUAGUAGAUUUCUGUUUUUCCUCCACCAUCAUCCCUAAAAUGCUCAUGAGUUUUAUCUCAAAGAAGAACAUCAUCUCACACUCAGGGUGUAUGACACAGUUGUUUUUCUUCUGUUUCUUUGUUGUCUCUGAGACCUUCAUUCUGUCAGCCAUGGCAUAUGACCGUUAUGUUGCCAUCUGUAACCCCCUGAUGUACACAGUCACCAUGUCUCCCCAGGUUUGUUUACUCCUUUUACUAGGAGCCUAUUUGAUGGGUUUCUCUGAGGCCAUGGCCCAUACAGGGAACCUAAUGAAUCUGACCUUCUGUGCUGACAACCUUGUCAACCACUUCAUGUGUGACAUCCUUCCUCUUCUUGAGCUCUCCUGCAACAGCACCUUCAUAAAUGAGCUGGUAGUCUUCAUUGUGGUGGCCAUUGAUAUUGCUGUGCCCAUUGUCUCCAUCUUCAUUUCGUAUGCCCUCAUCCUCUCUAGCGUUCUUCGCAUGCAUUCCACAGAGGGCAGAUCCAAGGCCUUCAGCACCUGCAGCUCCCACUUGAUUGUGGUUUGUCUGUUAUUUGGUUCUGGGGCUUUCAUGUAUCUCAAGCCACCUUCCAUUUUGCCCCUUGACCAAGGAAAAGUUUCUUCCUUGUUCUAUACAAUUGUGGUGCCCAUGUUGAACCCUCUGAUCUAUAGUCUGAGAAAUAAGGAUGUCAAAGUUGCUCUGAGGAAAACCUUGGGUAAGAAAAUACUUUCUUAACAGGGGAGUAGUAUCAUGAAGUGCAGUGGUGUGAUUGGUCAGUGAGCAGUAUUCAUACGGAAAGAGCUGUGCUUGGAUAAGACGAUGCAAUGUUGCCAUAAGGGGUUCAGGUCUAGUCAUUUUUUUCUUCUUGCCCAAGAGAAGUUUAUGGCACUAUGGUGUGAAUGUAGCUACGUAUUUGAGGAUCCUGGGCAAUUGUUCAACCAACAAACUACAUGCAGCCAAGAAACAGGGUUACAAAUAAUUUUAUCUGAGCAAGAUUUUAACACAGCUCUGUUCCUCCUGACUUUUGUUCUGCCUAAACUCUUUCAGCACUUAUUUUUUAAAAUAAAAAUUGCAUAUCUCUAUUGAAAAUGUACAAAUACAUAAUCAACAGCUAUUUUCACUUUCAUUCAUAAACUGUUUUUCUGUAACAUACAAAUAUUGAGCAAAAUAGCAGUUUCCUACUGCUAUUCCACAGUUAGGGUCACAGUCUCCCAAAAUUCCAGGUUCUGCCCUUAAUUCAAUUUUUAAUUUUAUGCAAAUUUCAAUAGUCACGAAUCAUUUAUUCUUGAGUGGACCUUAUAAAUUACUUAAUCUAAUCUCAUUUAAUGUUAUUGGAGACUCAGAAACAUGUUGUUGUUAAAGAAUAAAACUAUCUGUUAUCAAAAAUAAACUCAAUUCAGAAAGUUGAA
Molecule: messenger RNA, 1967 nt
Organism: Rattus norvegicus (Norway rat)
Lineage: Eukaryota; Metazoa; Chordata; Mammalia; Rodentia; Muridae
Product: olfactory receptor 8B12-like
Biological process (GO): detection of chemical stimulus involved in sensory perception of smell; signal transduction; G protein-coupled receptor signaling pathway
Cellular component (GO): plasma membrane; membrane
Molecular function (GO): G protein-coupled receptor activity; olfactory receptor activity
Source: RefSeq, a predicted model, not a curated record